GUUGAUGACAAAAAAAAGUAAGCUGUAGCACUUAAGGUAAAAUAUGAGCGAGGAAAUAGUGUGUGUGGAUGAUUUUGAAAAGUAUGCUUUGAAUGUCCUUGAUAAGAAAAUUGCAGAUUAUUACAAAAGUGGGGCCAAUUUGGAACAAACUUUGUCUGAAAAUAGAAAAGGCUUUUCUAGGUUACGCUUCAGAACAAGAUGUCUGAGAGACGUAUCAAACAGAAAAACCAACACCAAAAUAUUGGGGAAGGAAGUUGCCUUUCCAGUAGGAAUAGCACCUUGUGCUAUGCAAAGGAUGGCUCAUCCGGACGGAGAGGAGGCCACAGUCAAAGGAGCUGCAGCUGAAGGAUGCAUCAUGAUACUAAGCACCUUGUCCACAACCUCAAUCGAAGAUGUCGCAAAAGCUGCUCCAGAGUCCCAGCGUUGGUUCCAGCUCUACAUCUACAAAGACAGAACUGUGACGAAGAAUCUGGUGAAACGUGCUGAGGCCGCUGGAUUCCAAGCCCUGGUGCUGACAGUAGACACCCCCUUGUUUGGCAACCGUCUUGCAGAUUCGAGAAACAAAUUUUCUUUGCAUCCCCAUCUAAGGCUUGCAAACUUUUCGGACGCCGAUUUUUCCGUCAUUGGCACCAAAUCAGGAGGCUCUAAUCUCAACAACUAUGUCAACUCCCUGUUUGAUCCGUCUCUGACCUGGAGUGACAUCAAGUGGCUCAAAGAGGUGACCACUUUGCCAAUUAUAGUCAAGGGAGUGCUGACUGCUGAAGAUGCUAUAUUAGCUGUUGACCAUGGUGUUUCUGGCAUAAUAGUAUCCAAUCAUGGAGCUAGACAACUUGAUGGGGUGCCAUCCACUAUCGAAGCCUUGCCUGAAGUUGUUCGAGCUGUAGCUGGAAGAUGUGAAGUAUAUAUGGAUGGUGGCGUGAGAACAGGCACAGAUGUUUUGAAAGCAGUAGCACUUGGUGCGAAGUGCGUCUUCAUAGCUAGACCUGUACUGUGGGCUCUGGCACAUAGCGGUGAAAUUGGUGUCAGGAAAGUGCUUCAAAUUCUGCGAGAUGAAUUCCAGCUAGCAAUGGGUUUGCUCGGUUGCGCUUCCAUUGAUGAAGUAAAACCUUGCAUGGUCGUCAGAGAAGAGUUUUAUUCUCGAUUGUAAAAAAAAAAAAAAAUCCACAAGACAUGAGAUUUCCGCAAGAUGUGCCCUCCCCCCCCUUUUUUUUUUGAAGGGGAGAGGGGGAGCUUUUUAAUUUUACAUUAUUCAUUGAUUUUUUUUUUCUAAACAAACAACAGACACUGUUUCAGACGAUGCCACAAUGUUUGCAUGUUAAUGUAAAAAAUGUUAGGCCACAUUUUUGACUGUAGAUAUUUUUGAAGGUAAUUAUAUGAAGGCAUUAACUUCUUUCUUGCUAACAUUGAAUUCACUAUAUUUACAUGCUACAUAGAGGAAUUGAGUAAAAAAUUCGCCUUAUCCAAAUGGAAUCACUUACCACAACCAACCCUACCUAAAUGUGUAUUCCAGGGUUGGGUUUUGGACUGUCCAAAACUGGUUUAGGACAAUUGUUAAAGUUGGUAAAAUUGUUUGAAAGGUCAAAAAUACUGACUUUACUGACCAAAAUUUAUAAACUAUUGACCAUAUGCUGACUAAAAUUAAAAAAAUAACAAACUUUGGAGUAACAAAAGAGAGUAUCAUACUUAGUGAAUCUUUGUUUGUAAUAUGCAGCAACCUAAUGUACAGCUAAUAUGGUACAAAUUUUGACUGAUUUA
Uloborus diversus is the source of this 1755-nucleotide messenger RNA. Its product is annotated as 2-Hydroxyacid oxidase 1-like. The coding region runs from base 44 to 1147 and encodes 367 amino acids. NCBI's taxonomy places the organism in Eukaryota, Metazoa, Arthropoda, Arachnida, Araneae, Uloboridae. The record is from RefSeq and is a predicted model, not a curated record. The transcript is spliced from 8 exons. Gene Ontology annotation, molecular function: oxidoreductase activity; FMN binding.